AUGAACCAAGCCGACUUUACCUUUCAUACCAAGCAUUUACUUGUAUUACCUGCGAAUAUGGCGGAACCUAAUAGACUUAGCAAAGAAUUCAGUGGAGCUCUCCGAACAUUUGCUUAUUUCAUGGCCAGUGGUACGCAUUGUGACUUGAAAGGUGUAGAGUAUUUGGAUUUGUACGGAGAGGAACCAUCAGCCAUUGAGAUGGUGUUUGCAAUAUUUGCCAAUGUAUUGGAAUUGGAUGAAGAAGGAAAGCCUACAAAUUCAAGAUACGCACAGAAGAGAGCUUGUGCAUAUUUGCAAAAUUAUGUAAACGGGACUGAGAUCGAUCCUCCAUAUGAAGACUGGGAGACAGCGUUACACUAA
Molecule: messenger RNA, 360 nt
Organism: Dujonia railenensis
Lineage: Eukaryota; Fungi; Ascomycota; Pichiomycetes; Serinales; Debaryomycetaceae
Source: the annotation of a GenBank genome assembly